AUGGCCCAGAUGGUGGUGACGGGGGGUGUUGCUAGCCCCUCCCCUCCUUGGGUAGCCCCCCAAGCUGGGGUGCAGGAUGUCAGGUAUUCAUUGAGCGAGCGGCGCAGGCUCCCUGCCGACUCUGGCAGCGUCUCCGCACUGCUCACACCCAGGGCGGUUCACACCUCUCCGAGCGAGCGGCGCAGGCUCCCUGCCGACUCUGGCAGCGUCUCCGCGCCGCUCACACCCAGGGCGGUUCACACCUCUCCGAGCGAGCGGCGCAGGCUCCCUGCCGACUCUGGCAGCGUCUCCGCGCCGCUCACACCCAGGGCGGUUCACACCUCUCCGAGCGACCGGCGCAGGCUCCCUGCCGACUCUGGCAGCGUCUCCGCGCCGCUCACGCCCAGGGCGGUUCACACCUCUCCGAGCGACCGGCGCAGGCUCCCUGCCGACUCUGGCAGCGUCUCCGCGCCGCUCACGCCCAGGGCGGUUCACACCUCUCCGAGCGAGCGGCGCAGGCUCCCUGCCGACUCUGGCAGCGUCUCCGCGCCGCUCACACCCAGGGCGGUUCACACCUCUCCGAGCGACCGGCGCAGGCUCCCUGCCGACUCGGGCAGCGUCUCCGCGCCGCUCUCACCCAGGGCGGUUCACACCUCUCCGAGCGAGCGGCGCAGGCUCCCUGCCGACUCUGGCAGCGUCUCCGCGCCGCUCACACCCAGGGCGGUUCACACCUCUCCGAGCGAGCGGCGCAGGCUCCCUGCCGACUCUGGCAGCGUCUCCGCACUGCUCACACCCAGGGCGGUUCACACCUCUCCGAGCGAGCGGCGCAGGCUCCCUGCCGACUCUGGCAGCGUCUCCGCACUGCUCACACCCAGGGCGGUUCACACCUCUCCGAGCGAGCGGCGCAGGCUCCCUGCCGACUCGGGCAGCGUCUCCGCACCGCUCACACCCAGGGCGGUUCACACCUCUCCGAGCGAGCGGCGCAGGCUCCCUGCCGACUCUGGCAGCGUCUCCGCACUGCUCACACCCAGGGCGGUUCACACCUCUCCGAGCGAGCGGCGCAGGCUCCCUGCCGACUCGGGCAGCGUCUCCACUCGGCUUCAGGCCGGGGCCCCAGGACCCGACAUUGCUGGAGCUCGCUUUAUGGCCCAGCUCGUUAUCAGCUUCGGGGUUAGGAGGGCCCAGUUCUGUACCCUAUUCCCAUGUGUUUUGUGCAGGGUGGAUUCAUCCCGCAGCCUGAGCGACCCUCCAGCUGGAGUCGGCGAGCUGACACAGUGCGACUUCGACGACAACCAACACCCCUUCUGCCGCUGGACCCGGCCCCAUGCCGGAGACUGGAUCAGAACCCAGGGCCUGGCGCCAGGGGAGAGCCCCGGGCCCCCGGGAGGGACCCCCGAGAGAGCGGGGUUUUACGUCACCCCGGCGGCCCAGGCCCCGGGGGCGGUGGAGCUGCACAGUCCGGAGCUGGCGGGGGCCGCGGCUGUCUGCCUGGAGUUCCUCUACUACAUGUACGGGGAGGUGGCGGGGUCCUGGCUCGCGGUGCUGCCCCGGGGCCCCGCCGGCUACGGCGCCCCCCAGUGGAACCGGACGGGACUGCAGAGCUCGGCCUGGCUGAGGGGGGCCGUCACCCUGAGCGCCCCCCCCGAGCACCCCUUUAAGGUCGUUUUCCGAGCCGCCCGCACCCCAAACUUCGACUUGGCCCUGGACUCCGUCUCCAUCCACCUGGGGCCCUGCUCCCCUUGUGUGGCCGGCUGUGAUUUCGACUUGCUCGAUGACCCGUGUGGCUGGCAGAACCCGCCGGGGACGGGCAGCGCCCGCUGGGGGCAGUGGGUCGGGGCCGGGGACAAACCAGGGGUCGGCCCCCAGGACGAUUUCUCGAAGCCUGGAAGGGCGACAGGAGCUGAUCUGGGGACCCCACUUGUGAGCCUCCAGGGGGACCAGGGAGCAGACUGGCAGAGGAGUGUGGUGAAUUAUACCGGGACCAGCGAGAUUCAGUUUGUUUUCCAGGGCAGCUAUGCCGAGAAGCCAGAGCCGGGGCUGGCGGUGGACAGCGUGUGGGUGUGGCCUUGCGAAGAGACUUUCACCCAGUGCGACUUCAACAACGCCAGCAACCCCCUGUGCAGCUGGGCCCAGCCCGACAACGACAUCGGCAGCUGGAUCCGCACCAACCAGUCCACGCCCACCGAGGAGACCGGGCCGCCGGGGGACUAUCCCCACGGGGAGGGCUAUUACAUCUACGCCGAGGCAGGGAGCCUACAGCCAGGCCAGUCCGUGAGCCUGGAGUCCCGGGAUUUCUGCACCGUGGACGCCGUCUGCGUGGAGUUUUACUACUACAUGGCCGGCAUUGUGCAGACCGGAACCCAGCUCCGGGUGCUGGCCCGGGGGCCCUCCGGCCCUGCCCUCCCCCUCUGGAACCGCACCGGCCUCCAGAGCCCAGCCUGGCUGCUGGGCUCUGCCACCGUGCCCGCCGGCCGCCUGCAGCCCACCCGGAUCGUCUUUGAAGUGGUGCGGGGCAACCUGCCCUACCUCGACGUGGCCUUGGACAAUGUGUCGGUGAGGAGGGGGCCCUGCCCAGGAGCCCCAGUUACCCCAACCGUGCCGGGCUCCUCUCCAGCAGGGACUGCCAGCCCAAAUGGCACCAUGGCAACUGCUACCGUAGCAACCGGUACCACCCCCACUGGCACCACGGCAACCACCACUAUAGCAACCGGCUCCGCCCCCACUGGGACCACGGCAACCACCACUGUAGCAACCGGCUCCGCCCUCACUGGCACCACGGCAACCACCACCAUAGCAACCAGCUCCGCCCCCAUUAGCACCACGGCAACCACCUCCGUAACAACCAAUACAACCCCCACUGGCACCACGGCAACCACCACCAUAGCAACCAGCUCCGCCCCCAUUAGCACCACGGCAACCACCUCCGUAACAACCAAUACAACCCCCACUGGCACCACGGCAACCACCACCGUAGCAACUGGCACCUCCACCACUGGGACCACGGAAACCACCACCAUAGGAACCGGCUCCGCUCCCACUGGCACCACGACAACCACCACCAUAGCAACCAGCUCCGCCCCCAUUAGCACCACAGCAACCACCACCAUAACAACCAAUACAACCCCCACUGGCAUCACGGCAAGCACCACCGUAGCAACUGGCACCUCCACCACUGGGACCACGGCAACCACCACCGUAGCAACCGGUACAAUCCACACUGGCACCACGGCUACCACCACCAUUGCAACUGGCUCCGCCCCCACUGGCACCGCAGCAACCACCACCAUAGCAACCGGCAACCCCCCCACUGAGACCAAGGCAACCACCACCGUAGCAACCGGUACCACCCACACUGGCACCAUGGCAACCACCACCAUUGCAAAUGGCUCCGCCCCCACUGGCACCACGGCUACUGCCACCGUUGCAACUGGCUCCGCCCCCACUGGCACCACGGCAACCACCACCAUAGCAACUGGCAACCCCUCCACUGGGACCAAGGCAACCACCUCCGUAGCAACCGGUACCACCCACACUGGCACCACGGCAACCACCACCAUUGCAAAUGGCUCUGCCCCCACUGGCACCACGGCAACCACCACCGUAGCAACCGGCAACCCUCCCACUGGUACCAUGGCAACCACCACCGUAGCAACCGGUGCCACCCACACUGGCACCACGGCAACCACCACUGUAGCAACCGGCAACCCCCCCACUGGCACCACGGCAACCACCACUGUAGCAACCGGCUCCGCCCUCACUGGCACCACCGUAACCACCACCGUAGCAACCGGUACCACCACCACUGGCACCAUGGCAACCGUCACCAUAGCAACUGGUACCACCGCCACUGGCACCACGGCAACCACCACAGGAGCAACCAGCUCCACCCCCACUGGCACCAUGGCAACCACCACAGUAGCAACCAGCUCAGCCCCCACUGGGACCAAGGCAACCACCACCAUAGCAACUGGCACCACUUCCACUGGCACCAUGGCAACUGCUGCCGUAGCAACCAGCACUGCCCCCACUGGGACCAUGGCAACCACCACUGUAGAAACCGGCACCAUCCCCACUGGGACCAUGGCAACCAGCCCCAUAGUAACGGGCUCUGUCCCCACUUCUGAGUCUGCAGCCCCAUCUGUGACCCCAUCCACUCUGCCAGGCACCUCUGUCCCGUGCCCCCCGAACGCCCACUACGAGGCCUGUGGCCCGGCCUGCCCCCCCCGUUGCGACGACCCCCAGCCCAGCUGUGACCUGCCCUGCCGGCCGGGCUGCCAGUGUGAUGCGGGGCACCUGCUGAGCGGGGGGCACUGUGCCCCCCGCGAGGACUGCGGCUGCUUCUACAACCACACCUACUACCAGCCCGGUGAGGUGAUCUACGCCGAGGGCUGCCGGGAGAUCUGCCAGUGUCUCUCUAACAACAAGACCCGCUGCUCUGAUCCCAGCUGCCGACCCGACCAGUAUUGCGCCAGCCAUGGGGAUGGGGUGCAGGGGUGCUUCCCCAUAGACUCCGCGACCUGCGUGGCCACGGGGGACCCCCACUACACCACCUUCGACAAGAGGAAGUUCGAUUUCCAGGGCACCUGCACCUACGUCCUGGCCCGGCCCUGCAACGCCAGCUUGGCCCCGGCCCCCUUCGCCGUCCACGCCGCCAACGAGCACCGGCACGGGCAGGGUGCCGUGGCCUACAUCCGGGCCGUGUUCGUGGAGCUGCCAGGGGCCACCGUCGCCCUGCUCAAGAACCGCGUGGUGCAGGUGAACGGCUCCCAGGUGACCCUCCCCGCCCUCCCCGUCCCCGGCGUGUCUGUCCGUCUGUCCGGGACGUUCGCCGAGGUCCGGGCGGAUUUCGGGCUGGUUGUCCGGUACGACGGGACCCACUUUGCCGAGGUCCGGGUCAACCAGCAGUAUCGGGGUGCCCUGUGCGGUCUCUGUGGCGACUACAACGGGGACCCCAGAGACGACUUCCGGACCCCGGCGGGGGGCGUGGCCAGCUCAGCCGGAGACUUCGGGGACAGCUGGGGCAUCGGCAACUGCACCCCGGCCAGCCCCCCUGUCCCCCUCCAGUGCCCCGCAGACGCGCAGCUGGAGUAUGAGGGGCCCAGGGCCUGUGGGAUCCUGCUGGCCCCUGACGGACCCUUUGCCCCCUGCCAUGGCCAGCUCAGCCCCAUGACCUUCUUCCGGGACUGUGUGUUCGAUCUGUGUGCACUGGGGGGCGACCGGCGCCAGCUCUGCGCUGCCCUCGGCGGCUAUGGGGCCCAGUGCCGGGCCCACAACGUCAGCCUGGGCCCCUGGCGCAACCAAACCCUCUGCCGUGAGCCACGGGGGGGCCGGGAGCGGGGCGGGGGCUUGGCACGGGGCGUCCAUGCGCUGCCCCCCCAACAGCCACUACGACCCCUGCGGGCCCCCCUGCCCCCCCUGCCUGCCCCGAGGCCGGGGCGAUGGGCUGCCAGGAGCCCUGCCUGGAGGGCUGCCAGUGUGACCCCGGCUUCCUGCUCAGCGGGGGGGCCUGUGUCCCCCAGGGGGGCUGUGGCUGCAGCUAUGCCGGGGGGGUACUAUGAGCUGGGCCAGGAGUUCUUCGGGCCGGGCUGUGGGUCACGGUGCCGCUGUGAGGGGGGGAACCGGACCCACUGCCAAGCCUGGCAGUGCCGCCCCACGGAGAUCUGCAGGGUCCGCAACGGACUAUACGGCUGCCACCCCACAGCCAGCGCCCCCUGCCAUGUCUCCGGGGACCCCCACUACCGGACCUUCGACGGCCGCCGGCUCGACUUCAUGGGCCCCUGCACCUACACUCUGGCCCGGCCCUGUGGCAACUACAUGGGGCCCUGGUUCAGCACGAGGGGAGGGAAUGAGGCCCGGGGGCGCCGGGGUGUCUCCUACCUGCGUACGGUCUACGUCAGCCUGCCGGGGGCCAGCCUCACCCUGCUCAAGGGACAGCGCACCCUGAUCAAUGGGACGAGAGUGACCCUGCCGGCCAAGCCCACCCGGGACUCAUCCGUGGCCCACAGCGGCCAGUACGUGGCUGUGGAGACCUCGUUCGGCCUGGCCCUGCACUGGGACGGGAACCACUAUCUGCAGAUCCGGGCCCCCAGCUCCUACUCCGGGCUGCUGUGUGGUCUGUGCGGGAACUACGACGGGGAGCCCGACAACGACAAACCGGAAGCCACGGGCAAGCCGGCCGCAGACGGGGAGGACCUGGGGAACAGCUGGCAAACCCCCGACGACGAGGACCCACAGUGCCGACCCGACGUCUCGGACAAGCCCGUCUGCACCCCGGAUGGUGAACUAACGGCCAGCUGCGAACGGAUCGCGACCCCCCAGGGAGCAUUCAGGGACUGUCACAAACUGGUCUCCCCCACUCCCUAUUUCGAGAACUGCCUCUUCGACAUGUGCCAGUACCAGGGGCUGCGGGAGACCCUCUGCGCCCAGCUCCAGGCCUACACGGCUGCCUGCCAGGCCGCCGGAGCCCCCGUGUACCCCUGGAGGGGCCCCCAGCUGUGCCCUCUGGCGUGCCCGGCGAACAGCUCCUACGCCCUGUGUGCCCAGCCCUGCCCCCCGACCUGCAGCCCGGACUUUGCACCCGUCGAGUGCGCAGCCCAGCGCUGCGUGGAGGGGUGCGAAUGUCUCCCGGGCUUCGUGCUGAGCGGGCAGGAGUGUGUGCCAGCCAGGUGGUGCGGAUGCACAGCGCCCAACGGCGGGUACCACGCGCUCGGCGAGGUCUGGUACAAUGUGGACUGCAGCGAGAAAUGCGCCUGCCAGGGCCAGGAUGACAUCCGGUGCCAGGCGAGCCGGUGCCAGCCCCAGGAGCUGUGCCAGCGGCAGGAGGGAGAGUAUGGCUGUUACCCCACCGGCUGGGGGGUCUGCGUGGCGGCGGGGGACCCUCACUACACCACCUUCGACGGGCGGCUCUUCCACUUCAUGGGCACCUGCAGCUACACCCUGACCCAGACGUGCAAUGCCAGCGCCGGGCUCCCCGGCUUCUCCGUCGAGGCCACCAACGAGCACCGGGGGGCCAGCACCCGGGUCUCCUACGUCCGCGCUGUGGCUGUGGAGGUGUUCGGCCACCGGGUGGCGCUGCUCAAGGGGCGCCGAGUGACGGUGGACGGGCAGCGGGUGACCCUGCCGGUGACCCUGGCCGGGGGCCGGCUCGGGGUGCGGGUGAGCGGUGCCUACGCCCUGCUGCAGACGGACUUCGGGCUGCGGGUUCGGUACGACGGGACCCAGCGGGUCGAGGUGCAGGUGCCUUCGUCCUACGCCGGGCGGCUCUGUGGGCUCUGCGGGAACUACAACGGACAGAGCACCGACGACAACCUCACGCCCAACGGCACCUCGGCCGGCACCGAUGCCGACCACCUGGGGGAGAGCUGGGAGGUGCCGGGUGCCAGCAGCCCCGGCUGCACCAACUCUGGGGACCCGGGUGAAUGUGACUCAGACAUUGACCUGGAAGCUCAGAAGCCAACCAGCUGUGGAUCCCUGACUGACCCCCAGGGCCCCUUUGCCCCCUGCCACGGGUCUGUGCCCCCUGCGGAUUCCUUCAAGAGCUGUCACUACGAUCUGUGCGGCACCGGGGGCGAGACGACAGCCCUCUGCUACGCCCUGCAAUCCUACGCUGACCGCUGCACCCAGGCCGGGGUCCCCAUCGCUUGGAGGAACAGCACCCUGUGCCCCUUGAACUGCCCCCCGGGCAGCACCUACACCCCCUGCGCCAGUCCCUGCCCGUCCAGCUGCACCGACCUGGGGGCACCCAAUAGCUGCCCUGCCCUGCCCUGCGUGGAGGCCUGCACCUGCAACGAGGGAUUCGUCCUCAGCGGGGAGACGUGUGUCCCCCUGAGCCAGUGCGGGUGCAGUGAUGCGGACAGGCAGUACCACCCGGUGGGCGAGAGCUGGAUGGCGAACGAGAACUGCACCGUGCGCUGUACCUGCGCCAGCGCCAACAACGUGAGCUGUGAGCCAUGGAGCUGCAGCCCUGUGCAGGAGUGUCGGCCGGAGGAGGGACUGGUGGGCUGCCAGGACACAGGGGUGGCCUCCUGCCAUGUGGCCGGGGACCCUCACUACUUCACCUUCGACCGGGCCAUGGUGACCUUCCUGGGCACCUGCACCUACACCCUGGUGACCCUGUGCGGCGGGGACGGGCGCCUGGAGCCCUUCAAUGUCACGGGGAAAAAUGAGGAGCGGGGGCGCCCCGAGGCCUCCUACCUGCGCCUGGUGCACGUGGAGAUCGGCGGGGCCCGCUUCACGCUCAUGAAGAACCGACGGGUGCUGGUGGACGGGGAGCGGGUCCGCACCCCAGUGCUGGGCCGGGUUCCCGGCGUCUCCAUCAGCACCAGCGGCGUCUACACGGAGCUGCGGAGCCAGGCCGGGCUGCUGGUCCGGUUCGACGGGAACCAGCACCUGGAGAUCCAGCUCUCCGGCGUCUACUUCGGGCAGGUCUGCGGCAUGUGUGGGAAUUACAACAACCGGAGCCAGGACGACCUGGCCCUGCCCAGCGGGCGCCCGGCCGCCAACGCCACCGACUUCGGCAACAGCUGGCGGGCGCCCGGCGACCCAGACCCGGGCUGCCAGCCGGACAACCGCGAGGACCUGGACCCCCGCUGCAGCCCACAGGAGAAGGAGCGGUUCAGCGCCCUGUGCCGGGAGAUCCUCUUGCCCAAAUACCAGGCCUGCCAUGAGCUCCUGGACCCCCAGCCCUUCAUCCAGAGCUGCCUCUUUGACAUGUGCGAAUACCAGGGCAUGGCCUCCACCCUCUGCGACAUCGUCCAGGCCUACGCCGAAGCCUGCAAGAGCCAGGGCUUGACCGGCCUCUCCUGGAGAAACAGCACCUUCUGCCCCCUGCCGUGCCCCCCACACAGCCACUACACCAAGUGCGCCUCGCCCUGCCCGGCCACGUGCUCCGACCUCUACGCCCCGGCCAGCUGCCCGAGCCCCGUGGCCUGCUUGGAAGGUUGCGCGUGCGACCGUGCCUACGUGCUGAGCGACGAGACCUGCGUCCCCAUGGGGGAGUGCGGUUGCCUGGAUGACCAGCAGGGUUACCAUAGCGCAGGGGACACGUGGCUGAGCACCCACUGCAGCGAACGCUGCGCCUGCCUGGCGAAUGGCAGCGCCCCCUGCCAACCGUUCCAGUGCCCGGCGGGGUCCCACUGCGCCCUCAGCAGCGCUGGGGUCCGCUACUGCAAACCCACCGAAUUCCACCGGUGCACCAUCUCCGGCGACCCCCACUACCGCACCUUCGACCGCUACGUCUACCACUUCCAGGGCCGGGCCACCUACGCCCUGACCACCACCCUGGCCACGCUGCCCGGGUCCCUGCCGCCGCUGAGCGUCUCGGGCCGGAACCGGCGCUGGGUCACCCACCACCGGGUCUCCUUCCUGCGGGAGGUCUACGUCGCGGUGUACGGCUACCGGGUCACCAUGAUGGAGGGCCGCAAAGUGGCGGUUAACGGGCUACGGGUGACCCCCCCGUUCCAGCCCACGGACGGGCUCAGUAUAACACAGAGGGGACGCAGCCUUAUCCUGCAGACAGACUUUGGCCUCUCGGUCUCUUUCGAUGGCCAGGAUCACUCAGAGAUCGUGCUCCCAGCCACCUACCGGACCCACAUUGGGGGGCUGUGCGGGAAUUUCGACGGGCGCCGGAACAACGAAUACACCAAACCGGACGGCAGCCGGACCCGCAGCCCCACUGUGUUUGGGGAAAGCUGGGCCGUCAGUGCCCCUUGGGGCCAGGCGCUUGGCCUGACAGACCCACUCCGGGCCAGGCGAGAGGUGCCCGAGGCCCCCCCAGAGUCGGGGUUCGAGGUUCAGUGCAGCCCGGCUCAGCUGGCAUCGGUGAACGGGACGCGGCUCUGCGGGGCCCUGGCCGACCCCGAGGGACCCUUCCGGGCCUGCCAUGGACAGCUGGACCCCGGCCCCUUCCAGGAGAAUUGCGUCUACGACGUCUGCGCCGUGUACAACAACUCGGAGCUUCUGUGUGACAGUUUCACCGUCUACGCCCAGAGCUGCCAGGGCCUCGGGCUGGUGCUGCCCGGCUGGAGAGAGGCCACGGGGUGUGGUACGGCCGGCGCCCCCCACUCCCGACCCGCAGCCCCCCGAGCGCCCAUCCGGCGCCCGCCACUCCCGACCCGCAGCCCCCCGAGCGCCCAUCCGGCGCCCGCCACUCCCGACCCGCAGCCCCCCGAGCGCCCGGCCGACACCCCCCACUCCCGACCCGCGGCCUCCCGAGCGCCCGGCCGCCCCCCGAGCGCCCAUCCGGCGCCCGCCACUCCCGACCCGCAGCCCCCCGAGCACCCGGCCGGCGCCCCCCGCUCCCGACCCGCAGCCCCCCGAGCGCCCAGCCGGCGCCCCCCGCUCCCGACCCGCAGCCCCCCGAGCGCCUAUCCGGCGCCCGCCACUCCCGACCCGCAGCCCCCCGAGCACCCGGCCGGCGCCCCCCGCUCCCGACCCGCAGCCCCCCGAGCGCCCGGCCGACACCCCCCACUCCCGACCCGCGGCCUCCCGAGCGCCCGGCCGGCACCCCCCACUCCGACCUGCGCCCCCCGCUCCCGACCCCCAGCCCCCCGAGCGCCCAUCCGGCGCCCGCCACUCCCGACCCGCAGCCCCCCGAGCGCCCAUCCGGCGCCCCCCGCUCCCGACCCGCAGCCCCCCGAGCGCCCAUCCGGCGCCCCCCGCUCCCGACCCGCAGCCCCCCGAGCGCCCAUCCGGAGCCCGCCACUCCCGACCCGCAGCCCCCCGAGCGCCCAUCCGGCGCCCGCCACUCCCGACCCGCAGCCCCCCGAGCGCCCAUCCGGCGCCCCCCGCUCCCGACCCGCAGCCCCCGAGCGCCCGGCCGACACCCCCCACUCCCGACCCGCGGCCUCCCGAGCGCCCGGCCGCCCCCCGAGCGCCCAUCCGGCGCCCGCCACUCCCGACCCGCAGCCCCCGAGCGCCCAUCCGGCGCCCGCCACUCCCGACCCGCAGCCCCCGAGCGCCCAUCCGGCGCCCGCCACUCCCGACCCGCAGCCCCCCGAGAGCCCAUACGGCGCCCCCGCUCCCGACCCGCAGCCCCCCGAGCGCCCGGCCGACACCCCCCACUCCCGACCCGCGGCCUCCCGAGCGCCCGGCCGGCACCCCCCACUCCGACCUGCGCCCCCGCUCCCGACCCGCAGCCCCCCGAGCGCCACCGGCGCCCGCCACUCCGACCCGCAGCCCCCCGAGCACCCGGCCGGCGCCCCCGCUCCCGACCCGCAGCCCCCCGAGCGCCCAGCCGGCGCCCCCCGCUCCCGACCCGCAGCCCCCCGAGCGCCCAGCCGGCGCCCGCCACUCCCGACCCGCAGCCCCCCGAGCGCCCAUCCGGCGCCCCCCACUCCCGACCCGCAGCCCCCCGAGCACCCGGCCGGCGCCCCCCGCUCCCGACCCGCAGCCCCCCGAGCGCCCAGCCGGCGCCCCCCGCUCCCGACCCGCAGCCCCCCGAGCGCCCAGCCGACACCCCCCCGCUCCCGACCCGCAGCCCCCCGAGCGCCCAGCCGGCGCCCCCCCACUCCCGACCCGCAGCCCCCCGAGCGCCAUCCGGCGCCCGCCACUCCCGACCCGCAGCCCCCCGAGCACCCGGCCGGCGCCCCCCCGCUACCGACCCGCAGCCCCCCGAGCGCCCGGCCGACACCCCCCGCUCCCGACCCGCCGCCCCCGAGCGCCCGGCCGACACCCCCCACUCCCGACCCGCGGCCUCCCGAGCGCCCGGCCGCUCUGGCCUGCCCGCCCCACACCUCCUACCAGCCCUGCACGACAGCCUGUCCCGCCAGCUGCGCCCGCCUGGCCGCACCGGCGACCUGCGAGGCCCCCUGUGUGGAGGGCUGUGCCAGUGACCCCGGCUACAUCCUCAGCGGCCUUGACAGCGUCCCCUACAGCCAGUGCGGCUGCACCGACCACAGCCAGUACUACCAGAUCAAUGACACGUUCCUGACGGCUGACUGCGCCCAGCGCUGCACCUGCCUGGAGACUGGUGCCCUGCUCUGCGAACCUGCCAGCUGCCUCGAUCCCCUGAUCUGCGCCGUCGCCAACUACACCCGGGGCUGCUAUCGCGCCAGCCCGUGUCUCCGCAGCCCCUGCCAGAACGAGGGCUGGUGCGAGGACACGGCCGGCGGGUUCCAGUGUCACUGUGUCGAGGGCUACACGGGGCAGUUCUGCGAGCGGGUGACGGACGAUGCGGUCCCAGACACCCCGGCCCCGCCAGGUCACCUCACCGCCAUCCUCGUGGGCGUCCUCGUGCCCCUGGGGGUGAUCUUCAUCCUCAUCGCCGGAGUUUGCCUCUUCCGAUGGAGACAGCGGCGGAAGGCUUGGAGAGGACACAGGAGCACCAUCCCAGUGACAGCAACCCUGGGCCAGGGGGACCCUGUGAACCCCGACACUAAGGAUCAAAUCACCCGGUUCUGAGGCCUGCCCCGUCCCACGACGGCUCAGCCCGAUACCCCCGUGACGAGGGGCAGGUGUGGGGCUGGCAGCACCUGACAUCUGCAGCCCCCAUGGUGUGACAAAGCGGGACUUUUCUUAAUGUUUCCUCUGAAUAGUGUGGGGGGGCCUCAGUUUCCCCUGUGCAGUUCUUAAGUAUCUAGGGGGUGGGGUACGGAUGUAUGAUCGUUGCAGAGUCCUAGAGGGCAGGUGUGUGCAGGGGUCUGGACACAGAGAAUGGCCGACAUCCUGUUCCCUGGCCACCGAUGGCCUGGACCCUGCCCCCCUGCAAGGUGAGAGCUAAAGGGGUUGGAGAACAAAGGAAUCUGGUCCCCUCCUGGCCCCGGAAAGGGACAAAGCCCGGGGGGGGCAGG
This is a messenger RNA of Dermochelys coriacea (leatherback sea turtle), 12767 nucleotides long. It is a transcript of the gene ZAN, whose product is annotated as zonadhesin. Gene Ontology annotation, cellular component: extracellular matrix; membrane. Gene Ontology annotation, molecular function: calcium ion binding; protein binding. The record is from RefSeq and is a predicted model, not a curated record. Lineage: Eukaryota; Metazoa; Chordata; Testudines; Dermochelyidae.